This is a messenger RNA of Ictalurus punctatus (channel catfish), 850 nucleotides long. RefSeq names its product ss18, like 2 (gene ss18l2). Gene Ontology annotation, molecular function: transcription coactivator activity. Gene Ontology annotation, cellular component: nucleus. The record is from RefSeq and is marked provisional. Gene Ontology annotation, biological process: positive regulation of transcription by RNA polymerase II. Lineage: Eukaryota; Metazoa; Chordata; Actinopteri; Siluriformes; Ictaluridae.
GGGCACUGGGUAGCGUCGAGCGGUUGUAAACAUGUCUGUUGUUUUUGUGCCAAAGAGACAACGUGGGAAAGCGCAAAUUAACCAAGAAACCAUUCAGAGACUGCUGAAUGAAAACGACCAGCUCGUGAGAUGUAUAGCGGAGUACAUGCAGAAGGGCAGAGCCACUGAAUGUGUACAGUAUCAACAGAUCCUCCACAGAAACAUAGUUUAUCUAGGAACGUUAGCAGAUGCCAGUCCUGAUGUGUCUGCUCCUUGUGAAGGCGCAACUCUCACUGGAACGAAGGACGUCUCUAAAACCUGAUAUAGAGCCGCAUCUGCAGUCUGACUGAACCUUGCAAUAUGUACGGUGUUUGUUUUUUUGUUUUGUUUUUUCUUUUCUUUAGGGCUAGUUACACCUGAGCGCUGUUCCAUCCUUCAUUCUGAUUGGCCAGGUAGUGUUGAUUUAACCUUGCGUAACAGCGGCUUAGACAGAGGACGGGUUUUUGAUCGUCGUUUCUAUCGGAAGGUGGACAAUAACGUUAAAGGGAUUCAAAGACAAGUGGUUAACAUUUGUGGAAGGAGUCUCCAGUGUCAGCGUUUCGUAAUGGUCAGUUUAUCACCGUGGCAACGUCUUCAGAACGCAGGACUAAUGUCGAGAGAUGUUAAAACGGAAUGAUUGUUUAGAGCUGCUGUAAUACAAGCGAGAACUCGUUUCGUGGACGUUCCAGAACAACUAUAAAUGGAUAAAAAGUACACAUUUUGUUUCUUUAGUUCCUUGUUAAGUGUGUAAGAGAAAUAAAUCACUUCAGGAUGUGCCUGGUCAUGGCCUCAGAGCCACUUUUGGUAAAAAAAUAAACUGCUAAUUAAAUUG